AUGGCGAGACAGGUAUAUAAGGAGGCAAAGCAGCCUGCCAGGCCAUUCCCAAUCUCACCGCGCCACGACACUCACUGCAUCUCCGUUAUGAAUCCACUGGUGAUCCUCGUAGGACUGGCGGCUGUCGUCUCCGCCGCUCCCGCCCCGCAGUCCUCGGGCGCAGCGCAGUCGCCGGUGCUCGUGAGGAACGUCGACAAGGACCUCGAGGUCCAGGUCGUGCAGCUUGAGGAUGGCGAGUACGGCGUGCGCGUGUUCAAGCGCUCGGACCAGCGGCCGAUCCUCCUGCCCAGCCAGACCUGGUCCGUCCCGCCGGAGUGGCGCGCCCCCGGACACGAGGCCGCCAGGGUCGUCCACGCUGAGCUCCUUUCCUCCGGCGACGUGGUCAUCGUCCUGUACAGCCCUAAGGGCGGCCUCGACCUGAUCGUGCUGCCGCAGGAGAUCUUCAAGCCCAUUGAGGUGACGACCGACAACGCCAUCAUCUUCCCAAAGGUGUCCGUCCCGUGGCACCCGACCGUGUCCACGCCGGCCGAGGACUGGACGUGGCCCUCGGACGCGGAGGCCGUCACGCCCUCCGGCACCGGCUUCCGCUCGGCCUCGCCAGAGAAGGCGACCCUCCCCAAGGAGUGAGGCUUAUCACCGCGCUCUCUCUCGCAAAGCCAAAGAAUGGACAGAGGUGCGACUUCGUGUGUGUAGAAACAACGUGAAGCAGAGUUACAUUUGUGUGUAAUACAUAUCUCCAUUUUUUCUAGAUUGAGCAGAAACCAUUUUGUUAACAUUUGCAGCUCAAUGCCUCAUGUACUAUUAUCUGAACGUAGAUAUGGAAACCUUUAGAAUUACACACUUCUGCACUAAAGACACAUAGAUGUGUUAAUUUAUGAUACGCAUUUUUGUCAAUACUAUUUGAAAUAGCAUCGGUAUAGUUUCUUCUGUCUUCCAUUUUUUCACUUCAAGAAAUGUAGUCUGUUAAGCCUCUGACGACUUAUUCACUAAUUAGCAUUCUUUAUUUAUUUUCAUAUCAUCUGCUUUGGUACUUUGUUGGUGAAUGCAUCGUCAUCAGGAAAUUAAAACAGUGAAUAUCUCUUUUA
Molecule: messenger RNA, 1085 nt
Organism: Penaeus monodon (black tiger shrimp)
Lineage: Eukaryota; Metazoa; Arthropoda; Malacostraca; Decapoda; Penaeidae
Exons: 3
Coding region: 1-627 (208 amino acids)
Source: RefSeq, a predicted model, not a curated record